Molecule: messenger RNA, 2175 nt
Organism: Nannizzia gypsea CBS 118893
Lineage: Eukaryota; Fungi; Ascomycota; Eurotiomycetes; Onygenales; Arthrodermataceae
Exons: 4
Coding region: 1-2175 (724 amino acids)
Biological process (GO): cytoskeleton-dependent cytokinesis
Cellular component (GO): septin complex; cell division site; microtubule cytoskeleton
Molecular function (GO): GTPase activity; GTP binding; molecular adaptor activity
Source: RefSeq, a predicted model, not a curated record
AUGCGUCCCGCAACCUCCGAUUCGGUGCGAGAACGCCCCCGCAAAAGCACGACUCCAAACAUAACCAACGCAACGCCCCCCAACGAAGCCCGGAACGUCUCUCCCGCAACAUUCUUCCUAUCUCGAGGUGAUGAGAUGGAUGGAUCUGACUUCAGUGCUCCAGGAACCCCAAACGAAAACACUUAUGGAGUACAGAGCUUAGCAGAUACAAUUGGUGAUGGGAUCAGCGGGACAUUGCCUCCGAUACACAACGAUGUACACGCGACCGCCGAGGGUGAUAUUUGCAGUCCACUGCUAUCACCCACAGCCAGAGUGGCCGCACCUCAUACACAAGAACAGAAGGUUGAAGACUCGUUAAAGCCUCCUCACUACCCAUUGUCUGAUAGCGGAAUGCCGCUAUCAGGAACUCCUUCGUUUAUCGGCUCUCCAGGCGAACCAAUUUCCCUGCCAGGUAGCCCAAAAUCUUCCUCAACUCCGUCACUUAGGAAUAUUGAUGAUAUGUCUGUUGUAGGGGGAAGCAUCUAUCAGUAUGGCGGGCCUGAUAUGGACGAGAGUCAAGUUGAGUCGACGGAGCUACCGGACAGCACUUCCCAGUUGGUGAUGCCUAGCAUCAAAAUCCCAUCUCGACGCCCCUUUACAGAGAGAGGUAAAGCUAUGGGACGGCUCAAGGUUCUCCUUGCCGGAGCACCAGGUUGCGGAAAGACUUCGUUACUGAAAUCUUUUAUACAAGUUUCCGAAGAUAUAGUACAUAUGGAUCCAUUACAAGAUUCAUCUUUUAUUGCACAUGCAAGUGUGAUAAAGUCUCGUCGGAAGGGAUCUACGAAACCUAGGCGUACCAGAGAAUGCGAGCCAAUAUCUGAGAUAUAUGCUAGUACAAAGCCGUACCCAUCUUGGUGGUCGGACAUGGAUGAUUCUCGCGUACUCCGGCGAAGGAGGAGUUUGGGAGAUGUUAUACUGGAGCGGAAUCUGUGCUUCGUCGACACAUUUGCGGGUUCAAAGAGUGCCGACCAACAGACGGAAGUGAUUGUUCAAUAUAUGAACAAGCAAUUCACACGAGCCGUGUCUGCUGUGCGGUCAGUAACUACAGAUUUCCAAGGAUUGCUUUGCGGAAAUGGUGGUCCACAGGUAGACGUGAUCCUUUAUCUGAUAUCGGAGAAAACCAUGACUGCUGAUAUUCGUAGUAUUCAAAAGUUAUCCAAUUAUACGACAGUUGUUCCAUUAAUUGCCAAGUGCGACAAUCUUACGCCUGAGGAAGUUCAGGAAAUAAAGAAAUCCUUUGCCGAACGGGUGCAGGAUGCAGAGAUGAAACUAUCUUGCUUUGGUCCAUUUGGGGAAUCUUUGACAAAUGACGAUGCGUCGGGCCCGAGCAUUCCCUUUGUGGCCUCCUCUGCAACCGCUAAUGACGAUGAAACGAUGGAUGCGAGCGUCCUUAUGAGCCCCGAAUACGUACAGCCGCUGGUCCCUUCUGACUUGGAAUUUGUACUGGAAAAGCUCUUUGAUCGAGACAACGCGGCAUGGUUCCGGCACUCUGCCGCUAAGAAGCUCAUAGAAGCCCAGCAGCAACCACGCUCCCGUGCACCAUCAAACGUCCUUCCACGGAUGUCUAGCAACUACGGUGUCUCGCCCCUCCCUGACUCACAUCUCACCCCUUCUCUACCUUCCACGCCAGCCUCAGCUUCGCAUGUGCUUGUCCCACGAGGCGAGAGGCUGGGGCUGUCUGAACAUACGCUUGCGCGGAUGACAGAACACACUCGGCGGGAGGAACAGUAUGCUCAAGCGAGGCUGGCAAGAAACCGUUACGAGCAGCUUGGUCGCGGUGAAAGAGCUGUAUGGCUGACUGAAAAGCUGGGUGAAUGCGUGGCCGACGGAACCCUGGUGCCUCUCUCCCAGACACCAGGCUUCCCCGGUGUCGGGAAUACAUUGGACAAAGCAAGUGAGAAAGGGAACCUUUGCGUGCGGACGCAGGACGGCCGCCGGUUUGAAUAUCGAGUUGCCGCGGACAACAUGAACGCGGCGGACCCCCUGGGUCUGCUGAAGCUUGGAGACGACAUCUCACGGCGGGGAUGGGUGUUGGUUCAGGUGCUGGGUGGUGUUGGCAUUGUGGGCGGACUGGCGUUAUGGAUGGCACAGACCUGGGGUCUAUCUGGCGUAAACGGCUCCUCGGUGCAUCGCUAG